UUUUCAUUGCCAUUUUCUAGUAACUGAAAUUAGCAAAAGGAAGAAUUAUGUGUUUUUUCUAGAGAGAAAGCAGAGCAUGGGCCAAAUCCCUCCCUCGUGGGCCGGAACGCAACCGAACAGAGAACACCAGCGCUUCAUAUAUAUAUACAUGGCCGUCCCUUCUUCCCUCUGAAAAACUCUCUGAAAAAAUACCCCGCCUGACCGGCUCACCUCCGCCGCGUCCACCCCCACCCGGCUGACCGUCGGCGGCGCACCGGCCCUCUUCGCCCCGUACCCCCGCCCGCCGGCCCCGCCGCCAAGAACUCGAGCUUUCUUGGCACAAGAAGCCGUUUCUUGGCCCGAGACAGCGUUUCUUGGCACAGGCCAAGAAACCCGGCGCCGGCGAGAUGCCCAGAAGGCCCCGCCGGGUCCAGGCGCACCCCGUGGCGGCGCAGCUCGGAGAGGAGGGGCGCCCCCUGCGCGAGCGCCUCCGGUUCGCCGUUCGACGCGGGACGGCGCGCGGAGGCCCCGCCGUCCGCGCUCUGCUUUGGCCGCUCUGUCGCGCGGUGGCGCUCGGCGGCCGGCAUCUCCUCCGCGUCGUUCGGCGCGGGAUGGCGCGCGGAGGCCGCCAUCUUCUGCGGCCUUUUCGUCUCCUGAGGCGCGGCCUGGAGCUCGGCGGCCGCGCCCUGCAGCGCGCCGCGCUCGCCCUCGGCCGCCCUCUUCGUCUUCUGUGGCGCGCCCUGGAGCUCGGCGGCCACGCCCUGCAGCGCCGCGCGCUCGCCCACGGCCGCCGACUCCUCGUCUCCCGCGUCCGACAGCAGGAGGCUGUGUACGGAGACGGCGAUAGCGAGCCCAGGACGCCGCCGAGGCCGACAGCGCGUGGCACGGCUAUCUUCUACGAUCCCCGUGGGCGUCGACCUCGUCCUCCCUCGCUGCCGCUGCCUCCGCCGCCGCUACCUCCGCCGCCCCAGCCCUCUCCUCCUCCUCCGGUGGUUGUUGAUGGGGUGGAUGUGCCCAGGCACAUAGUCGAUCUUUUUGUCGACUAUUGCAGGAGAAGCUGUCCGGCUAAUUCAACAAUUUGUCACUUUUGCGUCUUUGAAAUUCAGCGCUCUCGUAAUUUCACUGUUGCCACUUGGGAGAUGCCUGGGCACUGUCAGCGUUACCAUAGCGAAGAGGGAGCGAGUGUCCGUUGCCCCGUGGCUGGCUGCCAUGUUCGAGUACGUCCAGGACGUGAUUUGGCACUGCACAGCCGCUUCGUGCACGAUUUCCCCCCAGGCUGGUGGCGUCGGUACAUCUGAUCUUUGAUGUACACAAGAAAGGUCAGGCUAACAAGUGAUGCAAAUCUAGUUGCUGUCAUGAUGCUGUGAUGAUGGAGACGAGGAAGCCCACCUGAAGAGCGAUGCAAAUUCUCUGUUUUUUUCGUUCUUUAGAUGAUUCAUUCAUAGCUGAGAAUGAAGAAACUCUUAGGCAUGCUGCGAUUUGUAAAAUAGACUGCUACUCAUUCAGGCUUAAAGUAAACCAGAUUGAAGCUAGUGUGUACAGACUGGGAUCAAGUGUUUGAUCAUGAUUGGAUCUUGCAAAACAUCUUCUUAAUUUCAAAACAAUAGAUGGAUCUGUUAGCUUUUUAUUGCCAGAAGACAUGCUAUUUUUUGCGGCUAGGCAAAUCACAUAACCUGACAAUUCCCUGCUGUUAUUCCAAACCCAGCAGCGUUACGCUAGUGUAACAUUGACAGCCCAGACAUUACUUAUUGGAAAUAGCGAAGAUUCAAUAUAUAUACCGCCAGUUGAUUUUUUCAAAUAAAGCAAUCAGGUAUCCAUAUCACUCAAUUUUCCGUUGACAUGAUUAUAACAUAUGUAAACAGAUGAAACUCAAAACCAUUUAUUCAGAGGCAACAAGUCUAAAUAUUGGAACCAAUAUCUCAAAUUCUCAAUGCAAGUAUCGUCGCUUGUCUGAGUAGCUCCAAAUGGACAGUCUUGCUAAAGCCCUGCUCAAUAGUGGACGGAAGAAAACAUCUUAAUUUCAAAACAAUAGAUGGUUUGUUUGCUUUUUUUUGCCAGAAGGCAUGCAG
This is a messenger RNA of Triticum aestivum (bread wheat), 2048 nucleotides long. RefSeq lists its product as uncharacterized. The coding region runs from base 387 to 1277 and encodes 296 amino acids. NCBI's taxonomy places the organism in Eukaryota, Viridiplantae, Streptophyta, Magnoliopsida, Poales, Poaceae. The record is from RefSeq and is a predicted model, not a curated record. The transcript is spliced from 3 exons.